UUUCGAGCGGCAUAACCUUUCGUGAAGUUUCGUGUUAAUCAUAUUUGUUUUUAUUAUACAUGCUUCAUAAAAUAUUAUUGUAUAAACUGUAAUUGUGUUAUUGUGGAUUUAGAAUAAGUGAUCGCCAUGGCGGACGCGGCGGCCAGACAGCUGCAAUAUGAAUAUAAAGCUAACUCCAAUCUUGUGUUACAAGCUGAUGUGAGAUUAAUAGAGCGUCGGGGCCGUGAUGAAGCUACCGGUGAGGUGCUGUCUCUCUCAGGGAAACUUAGUGGUACUCGCAUGGGAGACAGAGCACAAAGAACAAAGCCAGAUAAAGCUGAAGAAAGGAAAGCAAAGCGACAGAAACGCGACGAAGCCUCCUACGAGUUGUCCAAAUCGAAGACAGCGCGUGUAGCGUGGGCUGAUGACACCCCGGGGGUGCUGUAUCGCCCUCGGGCGCAGCACACGCGCCACGCUUACGAAUUGUUGCUGUCGUUCAUGCAGAGCGCUUUAGGGGACCAGCCAAGGGAUAUAUUGUGUGGUGCAUGUGAUGAGGUUUUGGUGGUGCUGAAAAAUGAUAAGCUGAAAGAUCUUGAAAAGAAAAAAGAAAUAGAACUAUUAUUAGGACCUAUAGCUGACGAGAGAUUUGCAUUGCUAGUCAAUUUAGGUAAGAAGAUAACAGAUUUCAAUAUAAAUACAGCAUCUGAAGGCAACACUGAGAUCGACGAGACGUACGGAAUUAAUGUACAGUUUGAGGAGUCCUCGGAGGAAGACGAUGAAGAUGCAUAUGGAGAGGUCCGUGAAGAAGAUAAAGAAGAUGGAGAGGGAACUGAUAAUGAGAAGGAGAAAGACAGUACAGCAGACGAGGACAGUGACGGGGAGGGGAAGAGGAACGCCAUACACACAAAUCUAUCAGAGGAACAGACCCAGAAAAGAAGGGAUACAAUACUCCAUCCUAUGGACAUCGACGCGUACUGGCUCCAGCGUCGUCUCUCACGCCACUUCCCCGACGCUAUGGUCUCCCAGGCCAAGUCCAGUGAGGUCCUGAAGGCGCUGGCUGAUGCUGCAGACGACAGGGACCUGGAGAACAGGCUGGUCCUCUUGCUGGGAUACGACUGUUUCGAUUUUGUUAAAGUUUUAAACAAAUACAGACAUACGAUUUUGUACUGCACUAAGCUAGCGUCGUCGCAGUCUGAGAGCGAACGGACGGCCAUCAGAGAGGAAAUGUCUCGACAACCACACCUGCAGAAGAUAUUAGCGCAGUUGGACACUGGCAAAGGGGAUGAAGAGAUGGACAAGCAAUCAGAAGCUCCUCGUAAACGUCACAAGUCAGAAGUGGAGACUGGCGAGGGUGCAGGUCAAGUGACCGGCUCCAGGAAGGUGCUGCAGCUCGAGGACCUGGUGUUCGCAGCUGGAGCACACUUCAUGGCCAACAAGAGAUGCCAACUGCCACCGGGCUCGUUCAGGAAACAGCGGAAAGGUUACGAAGAGGUGCAUGUGCCAGCACUAAAACCGAAGCCGUAUGAAGAGAACGAGACAAAUGUGGCCAUUGAGAAGCUACCCAAGUAUGUGCAGCCGGCUUUCGACGGUUUCAAGACCCUCAACCGGAUACAGAGUCGAAUAUCGAAGGCAGCGCUGGAGACGGAUGAGAAUCUACUAGUGUGCGCGCCCACCGGUGCUGGUAAGACCAACGUGGCACUGCUGUGUAUACUGCGGGAGGUCGGGAAACACGUCAACGAUGAUGGCACAGUCAACGUCAGCGACUUCAAGAUGAUCUAUGUGGCUCCCAUGCGCUCGCUCGUGCAGGAGAUGGUCGGUAACUUCAGUAAACGGUUGUCAGCGUACAACAUGAAGGUCUCCGAGCUGACUGGAGACCACCAGCUGACCAGGGAGCAGAUUGAAGCCACACAGCUGAUUGUGUGCACACCGGAGAAGUGGGAUAUCAUCACCAGGAAAGGUGGCGAACGCUCGUUCACAAACCUGGUGCGGCUGAUCAUCAUCGACGAGAUCCACUUGCUGCAUGAUGAACGCGGGCCCGUGCUGGAGGCGCUGGUGGCCAGGACUCUGCGUACUGUGGAGCAGACACAGGAGGAGGUCCGCCUCGUGGGUUUGUCUGCGACUCUGCCAAAUUACAGCGACGUGGCUGCCUUCCUAAGAGUGAAGCCCGAGCAGGGGCUUUUCUACUUCGACAAUUCGUUCAGGCCCGUAGCACUGGAACAGCAGUACAUAGGUGUGACAGAGAAGAAAGCACUGAAAAGGUUUCAAGUAAUGAACGAUAUAGUGUAUGAGAAGACUAUGGAGCAUGCCGGUAGAAAUCAGAUUCUCGUGUUCGUGCAUUCGCGGAAGGAGACCGGUAAAACAGCUCGAGCCAUACGAGACAUGUGUUUGGAGAAGGACACGCUGGGGCAGUUUCUUAGGGAGGGUUCAGCCAGUAUGGAGGUUCUCCGCACUGAAGCGGAGCAGGUGAAGAACCCUGAACUCCGUGAGUUGCUGCCGUACGGGUUCGCGAUACAUCACGCCGGCAUGAGCAGGGUGGACAGAACACUCGUCGAGGAUCUGUUCGCUGAUAGGCACAUACAGGUGUUGGUAUCGACGGCGACGCUGGCGUGGGGCGUGAACCUGCCGGCGCACACGGUGAUCGUGAAGGGCACGCAGGUGUACUCGCCCGAGAAGGGAAGGUGGAGCGAGCUCGGCGCGCUCGACGUGCUGCAGAUGCUGGGGAGGGCCGGCCGGCCCCAGUACGAUACCAAGGGAGAAGGUAUCCUGAUUACGAACCACUCAGAGCUGCAGUACUACCUCUCGCUUCUGAACCAACAGCUGCCGAUCGAGUCUCAGCUGGUGGGGCGGCUCCCUGACAUGCUGAAUGCGGAGGUGGUGCUCGGGUCCGUGCAGAGUCUGCGGGAUGCUGUCACAUGGCUCGGCUACACGUACCUGUACAUCCGUAUGCUGCGUCAGCCCGCUCUGUACGGCAUCACACCGGAGAAACUGCAGGAGGACCCACUCCUGGAGCUGCACCGAGCUGAUCUUAUACACACGGCUGCCAACUUGCUGGACAAAGCGGGUCUGAUCAAGUACGAGCGCAAGUCUGGCCACUUCCAACCGACUGAACUCGGCCGUAUCGCGUCCCACUUCUACUGUACAUACGAGACGAUGCAGUCGUACAACCAGCUGCUGCGGCCGACCCUCGGCGAGAUCGAGCUGUUCAGGGUGUUCUCCCUGUCGGCCGAGUUCAGAAACAUCACGGUCAGGGAGGAGGAGAAGCUGGAGCUCCACAAGCUAAUGGAGAGGGUACCAAUACCAAUCAAGGAGAGCAUUGAAGAGCCGUCAGCCAAAAUAAACGUACUCCUACAAGCGUACAUAUCACAGUUGAAGCUGGAAGGGUUCGCUCUGAUGGCGGAUAUGGUGUACGUAACGCAGUCUGCAUGUCGACUUCUACGGGCGAUAUUCGAGAUCGUCUUACACAGAGGAUGGGCCCAGCUAGUUGAUAAGACGUUGGCGCUAUGUAAAAUGGUGGACAGGCGGAUGUGGCAGUCGAUGUCACCACUCAGACAGUUCAGGAAGAUGCCGGAGGAGGUCGUGAAGAAACUGGAGAAGAAGAACUUCCCAUGGGAGAAGCUGUACGAGCUGGGACCCAACGAGAUUGGCGAACUGGUCCGCGCCCCCAAACUUGGGAAGAUGAUACACAGAUAUGUGCAUCAGUUCCCGAAGCUGGAGCUGUCGACGCACAUACAACCGAUCACGCGCUCCACGCUGCGAGUGGAACUGACCAUCACGCCGGAUUUCCAGUGGGACGAUAAAAUCCACGGCCAGUCGGAAGCGUUCUGGAUCUUAGUGGAGGACGUGGACAGCGAGGUGGUGCUCCACCACGAGUACUUCCUCCUCAAGGAGAAGUACAGCAAGGACGAGCACCAGGUGAAGCUGUUCGUGCCGGUGUUUGAACCGCUUCCACCACAGUACUUCCUUCGGGUGGUAUCCGACAGAUGGAUAGCAGCGGAGACCCAACUCCCGGUCUCCUUCCGCCACCUCAUCCUGCCGGAGAAGAACCUGCCCCCUACCGAGCUCCUGGAUCUGCAGCCCCUCCCCAUAUCGGCCUUGCGGAACCCGAAGUACGAGGAAUUGUACAACGAGACCUUCCCGCAGUUCAAUCCCGUGCAAACACAGGUGUUCAACGCGGUCUACAACUCGGAUGACAACGUGUUCGUGGGUGCUCCGUCGGGCUCCGGCAAGUCGGUGGUGGCAGAACUGGCGCUGCUGCGGCUACUGUCCACCACCACCACACCGCGCGCGGUCUACCUGCUACCCAAGGACGCCCUCGCAGACAUCGUGUUCGCUGACUGGUACCAUAGAUUCGGUACCAGGUUCAAUUUAAAGGUAGUCCAGCUGACGGGGGAGACGGCGACCGAUCACAAAUUACUGAACAAAGGACAGAUUAUAAUCACCACAGCUGAGAAAUGGGAUGUGCUCUCGCGCAGAUGGAAAGUGCGCAAAAGUGUUCAAAGUGUGUCACUAUUCAUAGUCGACGCGUUACAACUGCUCGGCGGAGAAGAGGGGCCAGUAUUAGAAGUGGUCUGUUCCCGGAUGAGGUACAUCGCCUCACAGAUAGGUCGUCCGAUCCGCAUGGUGGCUCUGUCCCUGCCGCUGGCGGACGCGCGUGACGUGGCGCAGUGGCUCGGCUGCAGCGCCAACGCCACCUUCAACUUCCACCCCAGCGUCAGGCCGCUGCCGUUAGAGCUGCACAUACAGGGCUUCAACAUAUCUCACGCGGGGUCGCGGCUGGCGGCCAUGACGAAGCCGAUCUACGCGGCGCUGGAGCGCGCGGCGGGCGCGCGGCCGGCGGCGGUGUUCGUGCCGUCGCGGCGCCACGCGCGCCUGCUGGCCGCCGACCUCCUCGCGCUCGCCGCCGCCCACGGCCGCCCCACCAGGUUCCUGCACGCGCGCCCAGACCUCGUGCAGCCCUUCCUCAAGCGGAUACACGACAAGAUGCUGAAGGAGACGCUGGCGGCGGGCGUGGCGUACCUGCACUCGGGCGUGGAGCCCGGCGACCGGCGCGUGGUGCAGCAGCUGCUGGAGUCGGGCGCCGUGCAGCUGUGCGUGCUGGCCGCCGAGCUCGCCUGGGGGUUCGCGGCCCACGUGCACACCGUCGUCGUGGCCGACACCCACACGUACAACGGCAAGAUGCAUUCCUACGAGCAGUACCCGAUCACGACGGUGCUGCAGAUGCUGGGACGAGCGUGCCGCCCCCUCGAGGACGACCACUCGGUGGCGGUGCUCAUGUGCGUCGCACACCACAAGACCUUCUUCACCAAGCUGCUCAACGACUGUCUACCACUCGAGAGUCACCUGGACCAUAGACUACACGACCACAUGAACGCGGAAAUCGUAACGAAGACCAUAGAGAACAAGCAAGACGCCGUCGACUAUCUGACAUGGACGUUCUUGUACCGGCGGCUCACGCAGAAUCCAAAUUACUACAAUCUCCAAGGAGUCACGCACAGACAUUUGUCGGAUCACCUAUCUGAGCUGGUGGAGACGACCCUCACAGAUCUGGAGCAGUCCAAGUGCAUCGCCAUCGAGGAUGACAUGGACGUGCAGCCUCUCAACUUGGGCAUGAUCGCUUCCUACUACUACAUCAAUUAUACUACCAUAGAGUUAUUCAGUUUGUCGCUGACCAACAAGACGAAGAUCCGCGGUCUGCUGGAGAUCAUAUCCUCGGCAGCGGAGUACUCGGACCUCUGCAUCAGGCAUCGGGAGGAGAACAUCAUCAAGGCACUCGCUGGCAAAAUACCACACAAGCCGACGGCUCCCUCUGGCGGCAGCGUAAAGUACAACGAGCCGCACGUGAAAGCUCACGUGUUGCUUCAAGCGCAUUUGUCUCGGAUGCAACUGCCUGCGGAACUGCAGGCAGACACCGCUGCCGUACUCACCAAGGCGAUCCGGCUGAUCCAGGCGUGUGUAGACGUGGUCUCCAGCAGCGGGUGGCUGUCGCCGGCGGUGGCGGCCAUGGAGCUGGCCCAGAUGGUGACGCAAGCCAUGUGGGCCAAGGACUCGUACCUGCGACAGUUGCCGCACUUCACCACCGAACUAGUGCAGCGCUGCGCAGAUAAGAACGUGGAGACGGUGUUCGACGUGAUGGAAUUGGAAGACAACGCUAGAGCCAAGCUGCUGCAGCUGUCACCCACGGAAAUGGCGGAUGUUGCUCGCUUCUGUAACCGAUACCCCAACGUGGAGCUCACCUACGAGGUAAAGAACGAACGGCGACUCAGCGCCGGCAAGCCAAUAGUAGUUGAGGUGUCUCUGGAGAGAGAAGACGAUAUCGUGGGGCCGGUUAUUGCGCCGUUCUUCCCUCAGAAACGAGAAGAAGGAUGGUGGGUCGUCAUCGGGGAUCCCAAAUCGAAUACGCUACUCUCCAUCAAGCGUGUGUCUCUGGCCCGCACGGCCAAAGUGAGACUGGACUUCGUGUGUGGCAGCCCCGGCCGUCACACAUACACGCUGUACUUCAUGUCGGACGCGUAUUUAGGAGCCGACCAGGAGUACAAGUUCAAUGUAGAAGUGGGUGACGCUCACUCAGAGUCGAGCGAGUCGGAGUGAAUUGUUUAUAUUGAUAAUAAAGAUUGAUUCAAAUUA
Molecule: messenger RNA, 6603 nt
Organism: Achroia grisella
Lineage: Eukaryota; Metazoa; Arthropoda; Insecta; Lepidoptera; Pyralidae
Gene: l(3)72Ab
Product: U5 small nuclear ribonucleoprotein 200 kDa helicase
Exons: 41
Coding region: 127-6567 (2146 amino acids)
Cellular component (GO): nucleus
Molecular function (GO): ATP binding; nucleic acid binding; ATP hydrolysis activity
Source: RefSeq, a predicted model, not a curated record